This is a messenger RNA of Cornus florida, 1255 nucleotides long. RefSeq names its product ethylene-responsive transcription factor 3-like. NCBI's taxonomy places the organism in Eukaryota, Viridiplantae, Streptophyta, Magnoliopsida, Cornales, Cornaceae. Gene Ontology annotation, biological process: regulation of DNA-templated transcription. The transcript has a single exon. The record is from RefSeq and is a predicted model, not a curated record. Gene Ontology annotation, molecular function: DNA binding; DNA-binding transcription factor activity. Bases 267 to 920 code for a protein of 217 amino acids.
CUUCCGAAUAGAAUAAGGCAUAAAUCAUACCAAGUCAUGAGGCCGGUUUCUCCAUUGCCAAUAUAGAUAGAGAUAGACAGAUGAAACAAACUCCAUUCUCCAAGAAACAAACAGAUUGAUGAGAGAGAAAUGAGAGAGAAAGAAAGAAGAUUAACAAUUCAAUCGAAGAGAUGAUAACCAUAUUGUAAAAACAAGAUUUCAUCAUAUUCAUCCGAUCUCCGGUCGAUUAUUGAUCAUCAUCGCCGCCGCCCUCUUCACCGGAGCUCAUGCCACGACCCAGAACCACGGCGACGGCAAAGGUGGCGGCGGCGGCGGAGGGAGCCACGAUCGGACCACCCAGAAACCCCGACGAAGAGCCCAAGUACCGAGGCGUGCGAAAGCGGCCGUGGGGCCGAUUCGCCGCCGAGAUCAGAGACCCCUGGAAGAAAACCCGAGUCUGGCUCGGCACCUUCGACUCCGCGGACGCCGCCGCACGCGCCUACGACGCCGCCGCUAGGUCUCUCCGCGGCCCCAAGGCCAAGACCAAUUUUCCAUUACUACCCUUUUCAAUCCCUAAUACACCCAACCCAAACCCUAAUAACGGUAAUCAUCUUCAGGACGAUGAUGGAUUUCAACAAUUUCAUUCGAGACCCACCACGAGCAGCCUGAGCAGCACCUUGGAGUCCUCCAGUGGGCCCAGACCGUCGAAUCCGCCGCCGAAGUUCAGAAUCCGGCAUCGGCAGAAGCCACAACCGAUUCCGCCGGAGGAUUGCCGCAGUGACUGCGAUUCGUCGUCUUCGGUGGUCGACGAUUGCGACGGCGAUGCAACGGCGUCGUUUAAUAAGCCACCAUUGCCGUUCGACCUUAAUCUGCCGCCCCCGAUGGAAGACAUCGACUUUGAUAGUGUUGAUUAUUUCCACGCCACCGCGUUGUGCCUUUGAUGACAACGAUGAAGGAUUAACUGGUUUGUUUCUUUUUCUUUGCAUUUUCUUUCUUUCUUUUCUUUUUUUUUUUUUUUUUUUUUUUUUUCUCGGGAAAAUAUGAAGGAAAAAUUAUCACUUUGUGGUUAGAGGGGAAACUGGUUUCAAUUUUCUUUGUUCUUUGUUAGAUUUUCAAAUGUAGAUUAGCUUAUGUGGUUGUUAUUGUAUUUGGGUUUUCUUCAAUUUUAUGGAUUUGAAUCACAGAACAUUGUAAUCUGUAUCUCAACAUCGUCUUCUUGAUCUGAUCUGAAGUCUCUUUCUUGUGUAUAUAAUUUAAUAAAAAAUUUAUUGUGUUA